AGGGCCGAGCGGGGCCGGCGGGGCCGGGAGGGGAGGUUUGAGCCACACUGAGCUCAGGGUUCGCCGGCGGCGGCGGGGCUGGGGGUGGCGAGGGGAAGGCGACACUCGCUCGGCGCCGCCUUCGUGCAGAGCGACCGGGAGGGUUUUGCAGCGGCCGCCGCCGCCGCGGCGGGAGGAGGGGUGGAGGUAGCUUCGGAGUUGUCCGGAGAAGGUGGGCAUUUCUCGGCUUUCCCACCCCCUCCCCUAGCCUCCCCCCUCCCCUGGUCUUCCCCUCCCUCCUGCCCCGCACCCCACGUGAAGCGGAAUAUAAAGGGGGGUGUGAGGCUAGAGGGGAAAGUGAAUGGCGAAGGACUGAAGGGGUCUCCCCUUCGGGUCCCCGGCUGUUCUGUUCACCCUCGUUCAUCCUCCCUUCCCGAAGCUCGCCCUCGAAGGCAGAAGCGGCCGGCGCCUUCAGCUGAGAAGGAGGAGGAGGAGGAGGAAUCGCGCCGGGCGGAGCGUCAGGUCCCGUUUUCCUCCUCGGCGUCUUGAAUACAAAGAUUACGGUGCAGAAGGAAAUUGCACUCGCCUCCUCCGCCCCCCGGUACCCAGCACAAUGCACCAGCCGCCCGAGUCCACCGCCGCCGCCGCCGCGGCCUCGGCCGCUGCAGACAUUAGUGCUAGGAAGAUGGCGCACCCGGCAAUGUUCCCUCGAAGGGGCAGUAGUGGUGGCAGCGCCUCUGCUCUCAAUGCAGCAGGUACCGGCGUUGGUAGUAGUGCCCCAUCUUCCGAGGAUUUUCCGCCUCCGUCGCUGCUCCAGCCGCCACCUCCUGCAGCAUCUUCUCUGUCGGGACCACAGCCUCCGCCUCCACAAAGCCUGAACCUCCUUUCGCAGGCUCAGCUGCAGGCACAGCCUCUUGCGCCUGGCGGAACUCAAAUGAAAAAGAAAAGUGGCUUCCAGAUAACGAGCGUGACCCCGGCUCAGAUCUCCGCCAGCAUCAGCUCUAACAACAGCAUCGCAGAGGACACCGAAAGCUACGAUGAUCUGGAUGAAUCUCACACAGAAGAUCUGUCGUCUUCCGAGAUCCUUGAUGUGUCACUUUCCAGGGCUACCGACUUAGGGGAGCCUGAACGCAGCUCCUCAGAAGAAACUCUCAAUAACUUCCAGGAAGCCGAGACACCUGGGGCAGUCUCUCCCAACCAGCCCCCCCUUCCUCAGCCUCAUCUGCCUCACCUUCCACAACAGAAUGUUGUCAUCAAUGGGAAUGCUCAUACCCACUCCCUCCAUCACCACCCUCCCAUUCAUCACGGGCACCACCUCCAUCACGGGCACCACCAUCCAUCCCAUGCCGGUGUGGCCAGUACACCCAUUCCGGGAGGGCCGCCCUCAAGCCCAGUAUCCAGAAAACUGUCUACAACUGGAAGCUCCGACAGUGUUAUGCCAGUUGCACCAACUUCUGCCGUAUCAUCGAGUGGCUCACCUGCAUCUGUAAUGACUAGUAUCCGUGCUCCGAGUACAAGCGGCAGUAUAGGUAUAAAUUCUGUUACAGGCACUAAUGCGAUGAAUAACGUUAACAUUACGGCUGUGGGCGUUUUUAAUCCUAAUGUGACCAGCGGCAUGCUUGCUAAUGCUAAUUUAAGUGCGAGCAGCAUUCCCAGUGCUGCCGGUGUGAGCGUUGGGCCUGGAGUGAGCAGCGGUGUUAACGUGACUGUCUUGAGCGGCCUGGGCGACGGUACGAUUUCGUCCUCCGCUCUCAUUAACAGCACUGCCAGUGCAGCUGCAGGGAUGACUGUAGGAUCAGUUUCAAGUCAGCAGCAACAACCAACAGUUAACACGUCCAGGUUCAGAGUUGUGAAGUUAGAUUCGAGUUCUGAGCCCUUCAGAAAAGGUAGAUGGACUUGCACCGAGUUCUAUGAAAAAGAAAACGCUGUCCCCGCCGCCGAAGGGGUGGUGAUAAAUAAGGCAGUGGAAAGCGUAAAACAAAACCCGACAGAAGUGGCUUGUGAGAGGGAGAGCACUAGCGGGAGCUCAGUGAGUAGUGUCAGCACACUGAGUCACUACACGGAGAGUGUGGGAAGCGGCGAGAUGGGAGCCCCAGCUGCCGUGGUGCAGCAGCCGCCCGCUCUUCCAGGUGUCGCCCUCCCGCAGAUGGACUUCAGCAGCGCUGCUCCGGCGGGCAUUUCAGCAGCUAGUGUACCACAGAGUGUUUCUCAGUCACAGAUCUCGCAAGUACAGUUGCAGCCUCAAGAACUGAGCUAUCAGCAGAAGCAGGGUCUUCAACCAGGACCUCGGCAAGCCGCUCUCAGUGCUGCAGCUGGUAUCCAGCCAUCACCUGUGAGCGUGGUGGCUGUAACUUCAGCUCUAGGUCAGCAGCCUUCCGUUUCCACCCUGGCUCAGCCCCAACUGCCGUAUUCUCAGGCGGCCCCUCCGGCGCAAGCUCCCCUGCCAGGGACAUCACCCCAGCAGUUACACUAUGGACAGCAGCCGCCGGCUCUUUCCACACAGGUGGCCCCAAGCCACGGUCCGUCAGUGACUCCGAAUCCUACUUCCGAGUAUGUUCAGCAGCAGCCGAUUCUGCAAACGGCAGUGUCCUCUGGACAGCCCACUUCUGCGGGGGUGGGAGCAGGAGCCGCGGUGAUUCCUAUGGCUCAGCCACAGAGCAUCCAGCUGCCAGUGCAGCCCGCAGCAGUCCAGGCGCAGCCCUCAGGGGCAUCUGGCCAACCUGCUGGCCAGGCGCAGACGGCAGUAUCUGCUGUACCUCCUGGCAGUCAAAUUGCAAAUAUUGGUCAACAGACAAACCUACCUACAGCAGCGCAGCAGCCCUCUACCCAAGUCACACCUUCAGUUAUCCCGCAGGGUGCUCCUCCGUCUUCACAGAUAGUUCCACCCGCUCAAGCUGCGAUUCUUCAUCAGGGAGUUCAAGCUAGUGCUUCAAGCCUUCCUCAACAGUUGGUCAUUGCACCCCAGAGUACCUUGUUAACUGUGCCUCCCCAGCCGCAAGGAGUAGAGCCAGUAGCUCCAGGAGUUGUUUCGCAGCAGUUGCCUGCAGUUAGUCCUUUGCCCUCUGCUAGCAGUAUUUCUGUUACGAAUCAGGUUAGUUCAGCUGGUCCUUCUGGAAUGCCUUCUGUCCCAACAAACUUGGUUCCAUCACAGAAUAUAGCACAAGCCCCUGCCACUCAAAAUGGUAAUUUGGUUCAAAGUGUUAGUCAGCCUCCCUUGAUAGCAGCAUCUAAUAUAAAUUUGCCUUUGGCGCAGCAGAUACCACUAAGUUCUACUCAGUUCUCUGCACAAUCAUUAGCUCAGGCAAUUGGAAGCCAAAUUGAAUAUGCCAGGCGCCCAGCGGAUCCCUCCUUAGUUGGCUUACCUCAGACUAUCAGUGGUGACAGUGGGGGAAUGUCGGCAGUUUCAGAUGGGAGUAGCAGCAGCCUAGGAGCCUCUGCUUCUCUUUUCCCGUUGAAGGUGCUACCGCUGACGACACCCCUGGUGGAUGGCGAGGAUGAGAGUGCUUCUCUCCUACCAGAGGUGCAAGGAGUGAUCCUAGAACCACAGAUACAGCCAAGACCACGGAGAGCUUUUGACGUCAGGGGUCCACUUUCUCCACUGAACCCUUGGAGGCAGAAUAUCCAGCUUCUGGAGAGAGUUGGGAAAGGAUAAUAAACAAAUUUCUUUCAACUGGUAAACAUCAUACUUCAGCAAAAGGAACUCUUCUAGCAGAGCCUUCAUGGAUGAUAUCUGUCACACAUGCAGCAGCUGCAGUUUGGAAGGCAGUGGUGAACGGAGCCAUGCAUUAUAUCUAGAAGACACAAGGAUGAGAGAGCCACCUGAUCUUGUCAUUGAUAAACUUUAAGAUUUACUCUGGUGUACUCUUGGUCUGGAAACGGAAAGGCUCAAAUAAUGACGUAAUUUUUUCAGACUGGAAUUUUACAUGGCCAUGAAAAUAUUCCUUUUUAUUCAGAAGACUGAAAUAGAGGAAGCAUGAGAGACACCUUUCUUUAAAAAGCAGCUCUCUGUAUCUGUUUCACUUAAAAGAUUUGUGGGAUUGAAAAUCACCUUAAUGAAGCAGGCAAACUUUUUAUUUUUUAGUAGUCUGGGAGAUCCAAAAAACUUAAUGAAAUUGUCUUUUGUUGCCUGACACUGAAAGGAACUAGGAAAUACAAAGGGUGAACUUCUUAAUUAUUCCCAAAUUACUCUUAAUAUUAGGAUGCACUUUUUAAACUUUUUCUAGUCUUGAGCCUUAUUCUUAUUUGUCAGAAGGAUUCCAGUAUAGGAGUAGAGACGUCUUUGAGUUCAGUCUUCUAAAGUAGUAAAUACCUGUUAAACUUGAGGUAUCGUUCUGCAUUGCAGGCAUUCUAAAGUUGAAUGAUACUGAAAAAAAGAGGUAUUUUAUAGAGCAAAAGCAAUUAGUAGUAGUAAGAUAAGCCUCUAUGUGUGAAUAAGUGUUGCAGGAUAGUUAUCCGAACUAUCGAUAAAUUGAUGGCAGUAGUGAUCAAAAUGUUUUAUUUCUCUUUUUGGUAUCUAUUUAACUGGUCAGUCAAAAGCUGUUAAAGAAGUUUUUAAAAGUUAUGCAAUGCUGCCAGUUUGUUUUAUUUGGUAUAAAUUUUAAGAAUAGAAAUUCUAGAGAUAAUAAUAUGGAAGCAUCUAAAUGUCUUAGGAAUCUUAAAGGUUUUGGAAACCACAUUUGCUAGAUUAUAACCUGGCCUUUAGUCUUUCUCGGCUAUUUGUGAGACCUGUUUUCCCCUCAUUUAUUAUAAAUAAACUUUUGUAUGUACAGUACUAAAAAGUAAGUUUAAAAGAUCAAUUUGAGCUAAAAUUUCCCUAUAGAGCUCUGAAUUCCCAUAAACAAUUACAGCUUUUUACUCUUGAUUUGUUUUUUGUUAAAAGUUAAUAAGAUAGUUGUUACAAACACAUAUAAAUUAAAAAACAACUACUCACUCAACAUUUUAGAAAGAACCCAGGGAACUGAAAGUGAGAUUUGCUUGGAAAUUUAGUUGAACUCUUUGAACCGCAGUACAAACGAGUUUAUGGCCUGUGAGGUUAUUAGCCUUUUGUUUCCUUUUUGAAGAAGUGAUUUAAACUCUUAAUCCCGUUAAUCUCAAGCUUUGAUUAAAUUUUAGCUUUGUUCCUUAAAGUGUGCAAAAGAAAUGUAAGUGCAUUUCUAUUCGUCUCAUGCCACUAAAAGCUAUUUAAAAGUGAAACUUUAUGUAUAUUACUGUGAACUGAUGUGUUAAACUUUUAUUUUGAUACAUUUUCCUUUCAGAUUUUUAAAUAUUUCGUGUCAC
Molecule: messenger RNA, 5256 nt
Organism: Physeter macrocephalus (sperm whale)
Lineage: Eukaryota; Metazoa; Chordata; Mammalia; Artiodactyla; Physeteridae
Gene: TSC22D1
Product: TSC22 domain family member 1
Exons: 3
Coding region: 593-3631 (1012 amino acids)
Biological process (GO): positive regulation of cell population proliferation; negative regulation of apoptotic process; regulation of transcription by RNA polymerase II
Cellular component (GO): nucleus; cytosol
Source: RefSeq, a predicted model, not a curated record